AAAGAAGAAGAAGAAGAAGAAGAAUGGCCACAUGUCCUCCUUUCGAUUUCUCGGCCAAAUAUUACGACGGUGAUGGAGGCGGAUGCCAGAGGCAGAGCAGCUUCUUCGGAGGCACGACGGUGCUCGAUCAAGGCGUUGGCUAUGCCGUGAUUCUUGGUUUUGGUGCUUUCUUUGCCAUCUUCACAUCUUUUUUGGUAUGGCUAGAAAAACGAUAUGUGGGAGCUCGUCAUACCUCGGAAUGGUUCAAUACAGCCGGAAGAAACUGGACAUGGGCUGCGACCAUACUGCAAAGUUCUAACGUAGCAUGGCAGUAUGGGGUUAGUGGACCGUUUUGGUACGCUAGUGGAGCCACCAUACAGGUGCUGUUGUUUGGUGUGAUGGCGAUUGAGAUUAAAAGAAAGGCUCCUAAUGCUCACACGGUCUGCGAAAUCGUGAAGGCUCGUUGGGGAACCGCAACACAUAUAGUGUUUUUGGUGUUUUGUUUGGCGACAAACGUCAUUGUGACGGCGAUGCUCUUGCUCGGUGGCUCGGCUGUGGUGAAUGCUCUCACCGGAGUGAAUCUAUAUGCUGCAAGCUUUCUCAUUCCUCUCGGUGUCGUUGUCUAUACUUUGGCCGGAGGACUUAAAGCUACUUUUCUUGCGAGCUACGUUCACUCCGUUAUAGUUCACGUGGCUCUAGUCGUCUUUGUAUUUCUGGUCUACACAUCGAGUAGUGAGCUUGGGAGUCCGUCCGUGGUCUAUGACCGACUAAGAGAUAUGGUCGCUAAGUCAAGGUCAUGCUCUGAGCCGCUCUCGCAUCACGAUCAAGCUUGCGGUCCGGUUGAUGGCAACUUCCGAGGCUCCUAUCUCACCAUGUUGAGCUCUGGCGGCGCUGUCUUCGGUCUCAUCAACAUUGUGGGAAACUUCGGCACUGUCUUCGUAGACAAUGGUUAUUGGGUGAGUGCAAUAGCUGCUCGCCCUUCAUCAACCCACAAAGGGUAUUUACUUGGUGGACUCGUGUGGUUCGCUGUACCUUUCUCUCUAGCUACCUCGUUAGGUCUCGGCGCACUAGCCCUUGACUUGCCUAUAUCUAAGGAUGAGGCUGACAGAGGUUUGGUUCCGCCUGCCACAGCCAUUGCUCUCAUGGGUAAAUCAGGAUCCUUGCUUCUUCUCACUAUGCUGUUCAUGGCUGUAACAUCGGCUGGUUCUUCUGAGCUAAUUGCAGUCUCAUCGCUUUUCACCUACGACAUCUACCGAACAUACAUAAACCCUAGAGCAACGGGUAAACAAAUCUUGAGAAUCUCAAGAUCCGCGGUUCUUGGAUUUGGUUGUUUCAUGGGGAUUCUUGCAGUGGUCUUGAACAAAGCUGGUGUUUCACUUGGAUGGAUGUAUCUGGCAAUGGGAGUGCUCAUUGGUUCUGCGGUCAUUCCUAUAGCUUUCAUGCUCUUGUGGAGUAAAGCCAAUGCCUUUGGUGCAAUUCUUGGAUCGACCUCGGGUUGUGUUCUUGGGAUCAUUACUUGGCUAUCUACCGCAAAGAUACAGUACGGACGCGUUGAUCUUGAUAGCACUGGGAAAAAUGGCCCCAUGUUAGCUGGUAACCUCGUCGCGAUUCUAGCAGGAGGGUUGAUCCAUGCGGUGUGUAGUCUACUCCGGCCACAGAAUUACGAUUGGUCGACGACGAGGGAGAUCAAAGUAGUGGAAGCUGAUGCUUCAGGGGACGAAGAAGUUGAUGUUCCGGCCGAAGAACUAAGAGAAGAGAAGCUUAGAAGAGCCAAAGCUUGGAUUGUGAAAUGGGGCCUUGUCUUCACUAUCCUCAUUGUUAUCAUUUGGCCAGUUCUCUCUCUCCCAGCACGUGUGUUUAGCAGAGGAUAUUUCUGGUUUUGGGCAAUUGUGGCUGUAGCUUGGGGAACUAUAGGAUCCAUUGUGAUAAUUGGUUUGCCAUUAGUGGAAAGUUGGGACACGAUCAAGAGUGUUUGUAUGGGAAUGUUCACAAACGAUAGGGUAAUGAACAAGCUUGAUGACUUGAACCAUAGGCUUCGAGCUUUAACCAUGGCUGUACCAGAAGCUGAGAAGAUUUAUUUGCUUGAACUUGAGAAGACCAAGAAAACCGAUGAAGAACGUUGAAGAAAUAUCAUAUUGGGUACACAAAAGGUUGAUACUUUGUUUUUGUUUAUACGCUUUGUUUGGUUGUCUUUUCUUGUUUGUGUGAAUCAUAUCAAAGCUAUAUAUAUCCGUUUGUAUAAUGUGUUCAACAUCUUUGAUAAGUGUAUGUAUAUAUAAACCACAGACAGUGAAAGUUUCUUCAUCGAUGAUUAGUAGAUUGUGAAACAAUGAAUGAAUAAUUCUAAG
Molecule: messenger RNA, 2327 nt
Organism: Arabidopsis arenosa
Lineage: Eukaryota; Viridiplantae; Streptophyta; Magnoliopsida; Brassicales; Brassicaceae
Source: the annotation of a GenBank genome assembly